Molecule: messenger RNA, 801 nt
Organism: Thlaspi arvense
Lineage: Eukaryota; Viridiplantae; Streptophyta; Magnoliopsida; Brassicales; Brassicaceae
Source: the annotation of a GenBank genome assembly
GAAAAUCAAGAGACAUUAUCCUUUUUAUUAGAGAAGUAACGAGGAUAAGGCCAAGAAUGUCAUCUGAUGGAGAAUCCGGGGUGACUAGCAAUAAUGCACCAGCCAUGUCUCAAUCUUCUCAGGGAUCUAAUGAUGAACCUGCCCCCAUGACGGUUGACGAGGUUCUGAAUGGUUCAGAUAGUAAUAAUGAAGUGGAAGAUGACGUUGCAGAUCCACAGGAGGAGAUGCUUGAUAAUACUGCGGAUGCAGCGAUUGUGCAAGAGAGGUUCUUUGCAAUGUGGAACGCAUUCGUAAAGAAGAAAUGGGAUUUCGGUGAUGAUGAUAUCCCUUGGGCAUGUGAAGAGUUUUCAAAAGUUCACAAGAAAGCGUUUCACCGUUGCUCAGAACUCUACUUCUGGUGGAAAACGUUAAUGGUUAAGCUGUUGAAUUAUGGACUUCUCUCACCGGACACCAUGACCAAGUGCAAUGCCAUGAUCCAGGAUGGCAUGGAUGACCCAGUCAACAUCAGCAGCAGCAACAGUAUCGAUAAGGAUGUUGGCGACGAUGGCAGUAACAGCAAAGUCAUGUAAUAGGAAGAUAUCCGAUUUGAACUUCUAAUGCGCCGUUAAUCGGAUUGCAUCAUCUGCUUUUCUAAAUAAUUGCUUUGGGGCAUACAAAAGAUGCUUUUCUUCAUUUGAACCUGAUUGAACUUUUUAGUUGGAAUUUUUGAUUCUGCUUAAUAUUUCUCAUUUAAUAAGUUUAAAAUUGAAAAAUGGGAAAAGUCCCUUUUUAUUUAUUUAAUCAUCAUGGAUAUGAAGUUAA